Monopterus albus (swamp eel) is the source of this 2445-nucleotide messenger RNA. Its product is annotated as solute carrier family 22 member 2-like. The record is from RefSeq and is a predicted model, not a curated record. Gene Ontology annotation, biological process: transmembrane transport. Lineage: Eukaryota; Metazoa; Chordata; Actinopteri; Synbranchiformes; Synbranchidae. Gene Ontology annotation, cellular component: membrane. Gene Ontology annotation, molecular function: transmembrane transporter activity.
ACAUUGUGUUUGCUGAAGUUAAACAGGGGCUGGUCCAACUGCUUGUAAUGGCAGUCACAUACAAUUUACAUGGAGUCUUGACUUGAUAUUGCACAAACCAUUUUUCAGUUUCACAAUACAUGUUGUCACAUUUUUGAAUCGCAAUAUAUUGUAAUGUUACACCUCUAUAAUGACUGGGUCUUCUGAAAAACAAUAAAGCAUAUAUUGUGUUUUGUGACACAAUAAAAGCCUUGUCACGUUUCACCAGCUGUGUGUGAAUGUGAAGCAGCGGCAACUGGAAGUGAACACGUUGACCAUAGCAUACAUACGGAUGCAAAGCAUGGAAAAGAAGAAGACGACACAAAGCUUGAAUAGCCCAGUAGGACAGGUGACAAAGCUGGAGCGAGUAUGUGACUAAUACUAAAAUCAACACUCAAAAUUAUAAAACUCCUGAGAGGUUGGCCUCUGUUUAUUGAGCUGUGGAGUGAUUUCAAUGUAAUUAUUCACUAUUUUAUAUUUAGUUACCAUAUGUCUUUUCAGCAUAUAAAAACAUCUUUGUCCAAUGACUUACUCGUUACCCAGCCCUCCAGCAUACAAUACUUUACCAUGCAGCAGCUGAGUAACAUGCCUUAUUGAGCUUGAGCUCACUGAUGAACCUGGUUCAUGCAGCGUGUCUUUUAAUUGGGAUACUGGCACAGCAUUGAGCUGUGGUGUGCUGACCAGUACAACAUCUGACUUAUUUUGAUACCUCAAAUAUCAAAAACUUGCAUUACAGUACCCAUGGCGACCUUUGAUGACAUUCUGGAGGAGGUUGGGACUUUUGGUCGCUAUCAGAAGCGCAUCUUCGCCCUGCUCUGUGUGUUGUCACUACCUUUUGCAGGUGUGUUUGCUGGCAUUGUCUUCCAGGGUUUCACACCGGAUCCAGGGUUUCCCCCCGGCCACUGGUGUCGGGACUCAGCCGUGGUGGAGAGGAGGCAGGUGUGCGGCUGGAGCCUUGCUGACGGUCGCAGGCUCACGGUGCCUCAGGUCAACAGCUCUGGAGCUCUGCAGCCAAGCAGCUGUGAGCAGUACGAGGUGGACUGGAACAGCACAACUCUCAGCUGUGACACACAGGAACUGGACCUCAGUGGAGCCACAGUCACCACAUGCACGGAUGGCUGGGAGUAUCAGUACGAAGGCAGGAAGUCCUUUGUCACAGAGUUUGACCUGGUGUGUUCGGACGGGUGGUUGGUGGAUCUGUACCAGUCCACUGUCAACGUGGGUUUCCUCUUUGGCAGCUUUACUUUUGGCUACGUUGCUGACAGGUUUGGCAGGAGGCUCAGUCUCCUGAUAUCCAGCUUGCUGAAUGCCAUAUCAGGGAUUGUCCUGGCUGUGGCUCCAAACUACGUCUCCAUCCUGGUGGUCAGGACCAUCCACGGCUUUGGAGUCAAGGGAGGCUGGAUGGUUGCUUAUGUGCUGCUCUCAGAGAUUGUCGGAGUGGAGCACAGACGAACGAUUGGAGUCUUGUUCCAGAUGAUGUUCAGUGGCGGUGUCCUCAUCCUCCCUCUUUUAGCCUAUUUCAUCAGUGACUGGCGCUGGCUGCAGGUCGCCAUCACUGCACCCUACUUCCUCUUCCUGUCCUACUACUGCUUUAUCCCAGAGUCUCCAAGGUGGCUCCUCUCUCAGAGCAAGUCAUCCAAAGCGCUGGAGAUCGCUGAAGCUAUGGCCAAAGAGAACAAAAUGAAGCUCCUCAAGAACGUCGAGACGCUGACUGAUGAUGAUGGUGACUCCCCCAUGGCCUCCUACAUGGACCUGGUCAGAACUCCAAAGAUGAGAAAACACACUUUGAUCCUCAUGUUCAACUGGUUCACCAGUGCUGUGGUUUAUCAGGGCCUCGUCAUGCGGUUGGGCAUAGCAGGAGGAAAUGUCUAUGUUGACUUCCUCCUCUCUGCCCUGGUCGAGUUUCCUGCUGCCCUCCUCAUCCUCUUCAGCAUCGAACGCAUCGGUAGACGCCUUCCCUUCGCCUCUGCCAAUAUCGCAGCUGGAGCCUCCUGCUUCAUCGCUGCCUUCAUUCCUGACAGUAUGUUCUGGUUUAAGACGGUGGUGGCCUGCAUCGGUCGGCUGGGCAUCACCAUGACCUUUGAGAUGGUGGUGUUCGUUAACACCGAGCUCUACCCAACGUUUGUCAGGAACCUGGGUGUGGCAGUUUGUUCCACUCUUUGUGAUAUUGGAGGCAUCGCGGCUCCGUUCCUGCUCUACAGACUGGCUGUCAUCUGGCAGGAGCUGCCGCUCAUUAUUUUUGGUGCUAUAGCGUUUACAGCUGGAGGUUUGGUGCUGUUGCUGCCUGAGACCAGAGGAGUUCCACUUCCUGAGACCAUCGAUGACAUCGAGUUCCCUGAUCGGAAAGUGACGACUGAACAGCUGAAGAGACCUUUAAAACUCAGACUUGACAAGAAGGAAGCAACAACAACUGUGUGAUAUUCUGCA